Molecule: messenger RNA, 5166 nt
Organism: Mytilus trossulus (common blue mussel)
Lineage: Eukaryota; Metazoa; Mollusca; Bivalvia; Mytilida; Mytilidae
Exons: 29
Coding region: 115-3417 (1100 amino acids)
Molecular function (GO): protein binding
Source: RefSeq, a predicted model, not a curated record
CAAAUGGCGACCAAGUGACCGCCAAGAUGCAGGUGCUCACAAAUCAAAUUAUAUCGUCUACAUUAGAGAAUGGAAUGGCUUGAAAAAAGGGUCUGAUACAAACAAAGACCAAAUAUGUCUCUUCGAACAAAGAUCCGUAGCUUUACAGCCUGGGUCAACAUGAGACUGUUACAGUAUGACCAACUGUUAAACAAUUGUCUGAUGGAUCUACUGACUGGUACCCAUAUGAAGUUUCUAAUUGAGAGUAUGACUGGUAGUAGUAUAAAAAGAUUGGAGAGUUUUGAUGGGUUGUCACAGCAGCAGAAACAGACACGUAUCGACUGGAUCGUGGACGAAUUAAAGAACAAUGGUGUACUACCACAGGAUUCCUCGGUUGAUUCACGGUUGUUUGUGAUGAGAAGUGCCGAUCAGAAAGAGAAAGGAGAGCCAGUGGUAUUUGAAGUCAUGUGGAGGCUAGUCAGCCAUGAUAUUUGGUUUGUUUGGGAAAGAGCUGAAUACCUGCAACACGAAGAUGAAGACAUACUCUGCCAAGUACCAUUUAAGUGGACUCCAGAACCUACUCCAGAAAAACCAAAGGCUAAGAAAGCCAAGAAAUCACUGUUGACAGGCUUUGGUCCUGGAGCUGUUAUAGAGGAGCAAUCAGAAUCACAGGAUGAGAUAGAGGUAGUAGAAGCAGAGCCGUAUUCUAGAUUCCCUAAUGCUGAUUAUGUAAAGAAAUUUAAAAAGAAAAAAGUCAAAUAUGAAGAUUAUCCUAGUCCAGAGGAAUGUAUUAUGGAAAUGGUCAACUAUCAGUUAAAGACAACAAGGGAUGGUAGAAGCCUUUAUGCCUAUAAAGUAGAUGAUUUAGUGGACAGUCGUGUUCUGUGUGCACUAGUGAAUUCAUUUGUACCAAAUACCUUCACAUCCGACCUCCUACUGAAUGAUAGAUGGACAAUCAACCUGGCACUGAAGGCAGCAGAGAGGAUGUUCUAUGCUGAUACUCCAUUUAAUUCUGAAGAUUUAGUUGAGUCUGACCCUCAGUCUGUAUGUGCCUAUUUCUGCUUUUUCUUUAUGAUGGGAUAUAAGUUCAGACAAAGCCAAGCAGUCCUCAGUAGAUUUGAUUUUAUGAAUCGUUUAAUCCGAGAAUGUAAUCACCAACUGGACAAGAUGCCAGCAAUGAUAUCUAACAUGCAGGAAUUACAGAGAAGGAAAGAUUUAAAACAGGAGAUAGAACAACAUAAACUAGCUCAGGAAAAAUUGAAGAAAAGAUUUGAUAUAAAGUACUGUCAGAAAUGGAUGCAGCAUGUGGAAGAUGUCAAAAGUGAGGUUAGAAAACAGAUCCGUGAUAAGAUGAAGGACAGAUUUGAUGUUAUAGACGUCCCACGUAAUAUCAGUGUUAAUGACUAUUGUCUGUCAUGUGUUGUUAACUUAACUUUAACUAAUGGAUCAGGAUUUUAUUUGGCAAUGCAGAAAGAGUCUCUACCAGAAGGGAGAAAAGUCGUGUUGAGAAAUAAACGUUCCAAAGAUUUCCAUGAUGAUUUCAGUGGAAAACGAGGAAAGAAUAUAUACAGAGGACCAAGUGUAAGAGAAUUACUAAAGUUACCGUCGGUUGGUUUGGUUGAUGUAUAUCCGAAUGAUCAUCCAGAAUAUGAGAUAUAUGUUGAAGCCUCUAGUCGAAACAAACAACUGAAAGCUGGCCAGCAGUUUCUGUACCAAGUUUUCCAUGGCAACACAGUAUCGUGGCAGAGAUUAUUUAUAAAAGCUGCCAGAGACAAUGAAUACGAAACUGUUGAAAAGAUGAUUGUAUUUUUCCAAAGUCAUCCUGCAUUUAUUAAUUCUAAGGAGCCAAAAUCUGCUAAUACAGCUCUGCACUGGGCUUGUAGAAAUGGACAUUUUGAUGUUGUACGAUUAUUAUUAGAAAAUGGUGCCAAUAUUGAUGCUAAAAAUAUAAUGAAGAAUACUCCAUUGAAUGCUGCUAUAGAAGGUCUUCAUAGAAAAGUCUGUCAUCUCCUUAUAGAAUGGGGUUGUGAUGUCCACUGUAGAAAUACCAAACAACUUUCACCAUUUGAAACUGUCAAAAACGAUGACUUCAAGAAAUAUUUAAUAGAAUUGUAUGAACACUAUUCAAACAUUGUACCCAAGAUAAUGUCAGGUGAUAUGGACCUUCUAGACAGAACCUUGUCAGACCAUUCCAGGGGAUAUAAAGAGUAUUGCUGUUUAAGAAGCAGAUGUAUAAAUGGCAGUACACUACUUCACACUACAGCCUAUCACGGCCACAUACAGGGAAUACGAGAUAUCCUGUCAUUGAGGGUUGAUGUUAAUGUGAGGGACUACAAAGGAGCUACGGCGUUACACAGAUCCAGAAAUGCUUCAAUACUCGAGGAGAUACUUGACUCAGGAGCUUUAGUUGAUGCUGAAGAUUCCGAGGGAAACACACCACUGCAUGUUAAAUGUUACGGAGAAACAGGAAAACCAGCAGAAAUGGCCAGUAUAGAACUUCUGCUGCAUAAAAAUGCCAACAUUUGUAAACGGAACAACAGGAGCCUAUUGCCAAUACACUGUUGUGCUAUGCAGGGUCGGAUUGAUGUUAUGAAGAUGUUGAUUCGUAACGAUCAGGAGGGGUUAAUGAUAAAGACAAUUAAUGCAGAAGAGGAUCAGAAUCCACCAAGUUUGCCACAUCUAGCCGUGGCGAAUGACUUUAUAGACUCAGCUAAGUGGUUGAUAGAAAAUGGAUUUUAUUUCAAAGAAAAGGAACAGAAUAUUCUACUAAGAAGGAUAUUAACUGAGCAGUUGAAUUUGAAGAGUUCAGUAGAUGCUGUCCAGUUUUUGCUUGACAAUGAUGCUGAAGUUAAUCCGAGGUACCCAGGGGGUAAUUGCGCCCUACAUUAUUCCGCUGGACUGGAUGGGACAUCAGAAAUACUAGAACUAUUUUUAUCAUACGGAGCAGAUGUGGACCCCAUCAAUGAGGAGGGUAGGACACCACUGUUUUAUGCCACCCAGGCCAAUAAUCAAUUUGCUGCAUGUGUUCUUCUUGAACAAGGGGCUAAUGUCAGACAGAAAGAUGUACAUGGCUUGACAGCAUUUGAUUACAUCGUGGAUUAUGAUGAGUGGAUUGAAUGUGGAUAUUUUACUGACGACAUAAAAGCUAGAUUAAAAGCUUUCAGUUUAAAGCAUGCCAGAGACUUGGUCAGAGCUAUAUCUAAGAAAGUGAAGACCAAUCCUUUCCAUCCAUUACGUCAGAGAAUGAUAACAGAGUCCACCAUGGGGUUAACAACUCCUGGGUCAGCCAUGCACAGCCCAGUACAGUCCAAACCAUUGUCUAGUGGCUCAGCGAUCUCAGCUUACAGCCAACUGAGUCAAAUAUUACCUCCAAUAAGCAGGAGACAGUCUGUUGGUGUAGGCUAUCUUCAACAUACUGGUAACCUUGGACUUGUGUGAUGAUAUUCCAUAUCAUACCUCAGCUUAAGUCCUCAGUCAGAUAUCUGGAAUGAAUAAGUUACAGAAUAUUGGAAUGAGACAGCUAAGAAUAUCACACAAAUAUUUGUUUUCUACUUGGUGACCACACUAGUAUAAUAAGACUUGACAAUGACCACUCGAUAGACUUUUCUGGUGUCAAAAUAUUCAUAAUAAUGUGUUGUAUUGUUAUAUAUAGGAAAAUGAUUCAUGCUUUAUUUUUCAUAUAUAUAUCAUUUUGUGAUAUUUAUUGUUAUAUUUAUUUAAUACACUAGGCCAAAUUUGUUUCAUGUUGUAAGACCUUUUAAAUGAAUUUUUUUUUAGCGACUUUUGUUGAUAUGUUUCAUGUUGACUAAUAAGGAAAUGUUUUAAAUUUCCUGUAUAUACAACGGUAUACUUAUGUACUUAUCACACGGGACUUACAAGUUAAGGUCAAUUGUUACUGUUAAUUUGCACAUGCACACUUAAGUACAGCCAAUGCUCGCUAAUGCUGGGGCAUAACAUUGUUUUUCUUCAUAAGAAAAUAUUCAUACAAAAGUAAUUUAUUAAGACAUUCAAAUUAUUUUAUCUUGUAGAAAUGAUAAUUUUAACAGUGGAGAAAUAUUGUAUUGUAUUUAACUUAAAAAAUAGCCAGGAAGUAUGAACGAUUAAAUCAUUAUAUGAGAAAAUUAUAAACUAUUGUUAUCUGUGAAGAGUUUUUAGUUUCGGACUUCCUUAAAAUUUCAAGUAGGAGAGCAAACAUUUUGUGAGAACAGGCAUCUAAUAUAUUAUACACAAAGGCUGUUUAUUGAUUAGAAACAAAUAUAUAUUAUAUCAUUCUUAUAAACCACUGAUAACAGAUUUUAAUCUUUUUGAAAUUCAAAAUGUAUUGCAGAAGUUUAUACAUACAUGGACCUGAUACACAAAGUAGAAAUUAAAGGAAAAUAUACAUUGAAAAAAAGAAACUACAUUUUAUUUUCUUCUAGAUGCCAUUGAACAUAGAAGCCAUCAUAAAUACUAAAUUGAAAAAAAAAUGUAUGAAGGAAACAGUAAUGUAACAAGUCUGUAAAAAUAUAUCAUGUAAACUGGUAAAAGCUACCAAAUGUAUGAAGCUUUGUUAGAAUAUGCUGGAGUUUUUUUUCAUUAUUCAGAAUUUGUCAUUAUGCAAAGAUAUAAGCUGAGUGAUACAGCCUACUUUGAGCUCUAGUUUGUCAGUAAAUUCCAAAGUAGUUUAUUAUUCAUAAUUUUAAUCGAUCCAUAUGUUUUUCUAUUACACAGUUUGAGAUGUGCCAAAAUUUGUUCACUUUCACUUUGCAACAUUUAAAUGAAUUGACAUUUCACCCGUCAAAAUAGACAAUGAUAAAUGAUAAGUUCUGUUAUUUUUUUGCCAAAAUCAUAAAGUUUAAUUUUCUUCAAAUGAACACUUAACACUGAUGUAUGCCAAAUUUUAAUUUUCUCAGUUGUGAGAUCUAAAUUUAUAUAAGGAUUUUACAUAUUUGUAUGAAAAUUUUAUUUUAACGUAUUUAUCUUUUUAUUUAUUUAUUUUUUAAUUUUUAAUAGUAUUAUUCCGUCCAAUAUUUACAGAAAUAUAUAUUUGUAGCUAUAUUUUUAAUGUGAUAGUGUAAGAACAGUUGGUAUAUUUGCCAAUGUUAAAAUAACAAAAUGGCUGCUUGUCCAAUUAUUAUGUUAUAAAUGUUGAUUUUAGUUGUUACUGCUGAUACAAUCUGUGAUCUUCUCAAUAAAAAUCCAAUCUUC